AUGGAGGUGUUUUUUUUUGCUGCGCGAGGCCAGGAGUACGUGCCCCACGCUGACUCCGCCCGGCCCUGCGUGCGCGCCCCGGCCCCGCCCGGACCCUGCCUCGUCCCCGGCGACCAGAGCCCCUCCUCCGGGUCCCCCGGCGUUCUAUCCGGGCCCGCGUUCCACUCGGGCGGCCCGCCGGCGGCAGCAACGGCGACCUCGCGCCCCGCCGAGACCCGGGCCCGCGCGCGCCCGCCCGCCAUCGGAGACACACAGCGCGCGCGCUCCCCGGGGGCUGCCCUCCCCCCGCGCGCGUCGGCCCCGGGCUCGCGCCGCCGCCGCCGCCGCCGCGCGCGCGCAGCUCAAGUAAAGGAGGAAAAAAAAGGGGGAAAAAAUAGAAAGCAGCGGCGGCUGCAGCAGCGAUCCGCCGCCGGACUGGGCCAGGCCGGGCGGCGGACGCGCGAGCCGGCGAUCCAGGGGAGAGGCGGCAGCCAUCCAGGGCGGGCCGGGUUAAAAAAAAAGUCGCGGCGGCGGCGGCCGCUGCUCAGGGAAGGAGGCCCGAGGGCCGCGUGCAGCGGGCGGGGGGCGGCUGCGCCGCGUCCCGGAGCCGAGAUCCGCCGGGAGCCGGCGGGCGGGCAGGCGGAGGCGGCGGCGGCGGCUGCAGGAGCAGCAGCGGCGGCGGCGGCGGCGGCGGCGGCAUCUCCUCCUCACAUGACCCCACUGUUUGUCCCCGUGAUCAGCGCGAGCGGCUCCCGUGUCUCCUCCGUCCCCUCCUGCCGCGCGGCGUGAGCGCCGGGCUCGGGGGCCCCCCCCGGCCGCCCGCCCC
This is a messenger RNA of Enhydra lutris kenyoni (northern sea otter), 805 nucleotides long. Its product is annotated as translation initiation factor IF-2-like. The record is from RefSeq and is a predicted model, not a curated record. The transcript has 3 exons. Bases 1 to 768 code for a protein of 255 amino acids. NCBI's taxonomy places the organism in Eukaryota, Metazoa, Chordata, Mammalia, Carnivora, Mustelidae.